AUGUUUUCCAUCAAAGUUGAUGGGCAAAAGCUGAGCUUUCAGACCACUUGCAAGGCAGCUGGAAUGCAGAAAGAUGCAGCAGAACAAAUCUGCCAGCUCUGCUAUGAAAAAACGCAAAAGCACAUUGCAGGUUUCAAGGCGGUGAAACAGCUUGAGAGCCCGAACAUGUGA
Molecule: messenger RNA, 171 nt
Organism: Cladocopium goreaui
Lineage: Eukaryota; Dinophyceae; Suessiales; Symbiodiniaceae
Source: the annotation of a GenBank genome assembly